Drosophila sulfurigaster albostrigata is the source of this 3316-nucleotide messenger RNA. RefSeq names its product nose resistant to fluoxetine protein 6 (gene drd). The coding region runs from base 294 to 2834 and encodes 846 amino acids. The record is from RefSeq and is a predicted model, not a curated record. Gene Ontology annotation, molecular function: acyltransferase activity, transferring groups other than amino-acyl groups. NCBI's taxonomy places the organism in Eukaryota, Metazoa, Arthropoda, Insecta, Diptera, Drosophilidae. The transcript has 9 exons.
GUUGACGUUGAAUGUUUCGUCUUGGCGGUCGUUGGAAUUAGUCGUCGCCACCACAAUAUAUCACAGUAUCUACCUCCUCCUCUUAUUCCUUCCCCAUCUUUCGACUCGGGCGCGAUAACGCCGAAAGAAGAAGCAAAACUUACUACGAUCAUAAAAACUAAACGACUUUAAAGUGAUUCUUCUACUAUUUUUUUUUACUGUUAUUCUAAAGUUGCCACACAAAGUUGUGAUGAGUGCCAUUUGAGUGCACCCAAAAAUAAUCGAAAAGUUUGCCUCAUUUAAAUACACCAAAAAUGUGUCAAAGAAAUUUAGUGUUUGCACUGCUUUUGCUCUGCCUUUGCUGCAGCUCCAAUCGAGCAUUGAACGCUGCUGAUGGCGCCGCAGCGGCAGCGGCAGCUGUGGCAAAUCCCACAUGCAGCAGCCUGAAGGACAAUUGCAAUUUGGGUGACAAUCUGUUGGCGUUGCCAGCGGCCAGCGAUGGCAGCAGCAGCGAUGCCAAAGUCGAGAGUCACAUGGCCUCCAUCUUUGAGGAUAAGGUCAACUACAGUCUGAAGCUCUUUGCCGACGAUGUUGUCGCUGGAGCAGGGGCUGCCGCAUCAGCUAGUGCAACGGUGCUGGAUGUCUUGCAUGUGGCAGCAGGGAAUCUCAGUGAGUUGGAGCUACACAGCAGCAGUGGCAGUGGCAACUUUACGCUGCGACAGUUGGUCACAGACGACGAUGACAUCGAGGAUGAUGAGCGAGUUUAUUUGUACAAUAUCGGUAAACGGUUUUUGGCCAUCUCGCAGCCAUUUGAUGCCGCUCGCAAUCCGGACGCAUCUCCACAAUGUCGCGCCCAAAUGCGACGCUAUAUGCAGGCAUUGAACAACUUUGAUUUGUGGGCCUUGAAAAUGCACGAUGCAAGCGGCAAACUAAAUUCGGGCAUUUUGAAUGGCAACAUCAAUCAGCCGGGCGACUUUGAUCAGUGCUUGGCCAUACAACAGGCAUCGAGCAACGAUGACGUCACAAGUGACGUGCUGCGCGGUCAAUAUUGUUUGGCGUAUGCGCAGCCAGUGUUGCCCCACAAAUCGAAACGUUUGCAGGCCUUCUUCAAGCAGCUGCAGUCGCAUGGUCCCUUCCGAAGUGAAUUCAAUGACCCUGGACAUCGUGUGCCCCGCUAUUCGCUCGUCAACUGGGGCAUCUGCGUCCCCUCGGGUUGCACGGCCCGCGAUGUGGAAUACAGCGUUGCCGAGUAUCUGCGCAAUCAAACCGCCUCCACUGGCAUCACCUUCAACGUCCGCGUCGAGCCGCAAAUGUGUCAGGUGCGCGAUCCGCAGCCCUGGGAUCGCAACACGACGUGGGCAGUGCGCUUCUUUGUCCUCAUUCUCUCGGUGGCUGUGCUCUCCACCGUCUACGAUCGCUGCACCAAGACUCAACAGAAGCAGAAUGAUUGGUGCACCGCUUUCUCACUGGACAAGAACCUACGCUGGCUGUUCAGCACGAACAGCUCGCCGGGAGACAUUGAGGCUGUGCAUGGCAUUCGUUUCCUGAAUGCUGUCAUGUUGAUAUUCUCGCACAAAUCGAUGGCCAUGUUCUUCAAUCCCUACAACAAUCGCACUGCCAUGUCAGAGAGUUUGGGACAACCCUGGACAGUGAUUGGACGCGCUGCUUCCCUCUACACGGAUCCUUUCCUGCUCUUCAGUGGCAUGUUGACAUCCUACUCGCUCUUUGGCCGUCUCAUGAAGCAACAGCCCAUACGCCUCAAGAACGAAUACAUCAGUCGCUUAAUGCGUAUUGUUCCUCCACUGGCUGCGCUGAUACUCUUCUGCACAUUUGUGCUCCCCCUGUGGGGCUCUGGACCACAGUGGAACCUCGUUGUGGGACACCAUGCCGACAUUUGCAAGCAGCACUGGUGGCGCAAUCUGCUCUUCAUUCACAACUAUUUCGGCUUCAGUGAAAUGUGUCUGACGCACACCCAUCAUCUGGGCAUCGAUACAGAACUCUUUGCUGUCGCCCCGAUCUUCAUUCUAGUUCUGUGGCGUUGGCCCCGUCGUGGCCUGAUCACACUGCUGCUCCUGUGCACACUCGGAACGGCAGCGCGUUAUUACACAACCAUUGUGAAUCAGUUGUCCAACUACAUUUACUUUGGCACCAACAUUCAACGCUUGUUCCGCACCGCUGACUAUAUGUACUCAUUCCCACCACAUCGCUCCACGGUCUACAUCAUGGGCAUACUCCUCGGCUAUGCGUUGCGCAAAUUCCAGGGUAUCCAGUUGAGCAGUCUGCAGUUGCGUCUCGGCUGGCUGGCGGCCACAGUUUGUGUCCUAGCUUCGCUGCUGGGUCCUGCACCCAUGGGUGACAUCAACUAUGUUUAUAAUUCGACGCAUGCCGCCAUCUAUGCGGCAUUUGCACCCAUUGCCUGGUGUCUGUUCUUCUCCUGGAUCGUGUUUGUCUCCCACAAUGGCUACACAAAUCAAUUGACGAAGCUGUUCUCCUGGCGCGGCUUCCAGGUGUCCACAAAGCUAUCGUAUGCCAUCUACUUGACGCAGUUCCCCGUCUUUUUCUACAAUGUCGGACGAAGGCGUCACAUUCAUCACUACUACAACUUUGUCUCCAUUAUUCUGGAUACCAACGAAUUUAUCUCCAUCUUUUUGGCCUCAGUGGCGCUAACGGUGCUCUUCGAUGCGCCCUUCCAGAAUCUCAAGAAGCUGCUCAUCAAGCGACCCAGCGCCGCCACAAUCAAGUCCCCCAAAUUAGUUGAAACUGCCAACAACAACACGACGCAUUCACUGUCCAAGGAACCUCAAACUCUAACUCAACCACAAUCCCAAACCGUAUCUCAUCCACACGCCGAUUAGGAAGAGAGCCUGGAGCUUAUUAUUAUUGUAUUUGUGUAUCUUGUAAAUGUUUUGUCUUUAGCAUUUAGUGGCAAUGUGUAUAUUUAAUACUUCCAACGUCCUUUAUAUCCCUCCCCAAAAAUCCCCUCCGUCCCCGCCCCAAACCCUUGCGGAUCAGCCCUCCACCCUUUAGUUUUUAGUGAAACGCUUUAUACAUUGUAAAUUGUACUGUUAGUCAAAUGGAUCGAGAAGGAAAGCAAACAAAACAAAAAAAAAUAGUCGAAGAAGGAGAAGAAGAGAGUUAAACAACUAAUGUAAUGCAAUUCAUAGUCAUUAAUAACCAACCACUGCUUGUUGAUUUAUACUAUAACUACGAUACGAUAUUAUCUUGCUUGGCUAAAACGCGCUCUUGUUUUAUCUUGUAUACAUAUUAUAUUACCAUCUACGACAUUUAGUUUAUAAGCGAGGUCGAAUGCUUCUCUUUUUUUUUUGCUUAAUUUAAU